This is a messenger RNA of Manihot esculenta (cassava), 2043 nucleotides long. RefSeq names its product geraniol 8-hydroxylase. The transcript has 3 exons. Gene Ontology annotation, molecular function: oxidoreductase activity, acting on paired donors, with incorporation or reduction of molecular oxygen; heme binding; iron ion binding. The record is from RefSeq and is a predicted model, not a curated record. Lineage: Eukaryota; Viridiplantae; Streptophyta; Magnoliopsida; Malpighiales; Euphorbiaceae. The coding region runs from base 155 to 1666 and encodes 503 amino acids.
UUAUAUAUAUUUAUUUGUAAUAGUUAAAGAAUUAUUUGAAAUUCAACAUAGUCUAAAAUUAAAGUAAAUUACAUUAAAAUUAUUUUUUUUUAUUUCAUUUUUUUAUUUUUCUGUAGUAAUUACUUUUACUACUUUAAAGGGGUAUUUCUCCAACAUGAUAGACUCAGUGAUAGGCUAUGUAUCGAGUCUUCUCUUCACCUUAGCCUUUGUUGCAUCUCUUAUUUUUGUUUGUAAAGGAAGCAAGAAGGGAAGUCCAAGUAAGCUUCCACCAGGCCCAGCUGCUUUACCAAUUUUAGGAAACCUUCUUCAUCUUGGUGACCAACCCCACAAGUCUUUGGCGAAGCUUGCCAAGCUUCAUGGCCCGUUGAUUAGCCUAAAACUAGGCCGAGUAACUGCAGUAGUAAUUUCUUCUGCACCACUAGCCAAGGAAGUCCUCCAAACGCUUGAUCUCACUUUUGCUGACCGAUCUAUUGUUCAGGCAGUCGAAGCACAUGAACACCACCGAGUGUCGCUGGCUUGGCUCCCUGUCGGGGCACCAUGGAGAAAUCUUAGAAAAAUCUGCAACUCUUAUAUCUUUGCCAGUCAGAAACUUGAUGCUAACCAAGACCUUCGCCACAAGAAAAUUCAACAACUUCUUGUUAAUGUUCAUGAAAGUUGUCGUGUAGGUGCUGCAGUAGAUAUUGGCCAAAUGGCUUUCAACACUUCACUUAAUGUCCUGUCAACUAUUAUUUUUUCUCUGGAUUUGACUGAUUCAAGUUUGGAUAUUGUACGAGAGCUCAAGGAGGUGUCGAGGUGCAUUAUGGAUGAACUAGGAAAACAAAACUUGGCUGAUUAUUUCCCCAUGCUUAGAAAGUUCGACCUACAGGGUAUAAUGUGUCGCACAUCAAAUUACUUUGCAAGGAUUUUUGAUUUGUUUGAUCGUAUCAUCGAUCGACGGUUGCAGUUAAGAAGAAAGCAAGGUUAUAUCCCAAACAACGACUUGCUUGAUACUCUUCUCACCCUGAUGAAUGAACACAACGAAGAAGAGAUGGAUAGGAAUUGCAUGAAACAUUUAUUCUUGGAUUUAAUUGUUGCUGGAACUGAUACUACCUCAAGCACGUUGGAAUGGGCAAUGACGGAACUACUUCGCAACCCAAAGAGUUUACUGAAAGCGCGAGAGGAGCUUGAGCAGACAAUAGGCAGAGAUAGAUUUGUACAAGAAUCAGACAUUGCUCGGUUACCGUACUUGAAAGCAAUUAUAAAAGAAACCUUCAGAUUGCAUCCAGCAGCCCCCUUACUACUUCCCCACAAAGCAGGGGCAGAUGUAGAAAUUUGCGGCUUUACAGUUCCUAAAGGUGCUAAAGUGUUCGUCAAUGUAUGGGCCAUUGAUAGAGAUCCAAUUCUGUGGGAGAAUCCGGAGUAUUUUAUGCCAGAGAGAUUCUUGGGAUCGGAUAUGGAUGUUCGAGGGCGAGAUUUUGAACUUAUUCCUUUUGGUGCUGGACGCCGAAUUUGCCCUGGAUUGCCUUUGGCAAUGAGAAUGUUGCACUUAAUGUUAGGGUCACUAAUCUAUUCCUUUGAUUGGAAGCUUGAAGAAGGGAUUACACCAGAGAGCAUGGAUAUGGAAGAUAGAUUUGGCCUCACCCUGCAGAAGGCUCAACCACUGCGAGUUAUACCUAUGCAACUAUGAAACAACAAAAAGUGAGCUCAGAAAUCUUCUCCAGAGAAGAAUAUCAAACACUUUGCAGGCAAAGCUAAAAAACUUAGCUUUAUCCAAUGCCUGAACAACCCUUUUCAAUAAAGCCUGGUCCUGAUUAAAAAAGAGAUAGAGAAAGAGAGAAGAGAAGAGAAACGCAAAGGGAGACAGAAGCGGUGAGCCAAGGGUCAUCAUCACCGGUCGAGUGUGAGGGGUUUUAUUGGGUUCAAUUGUAUUAGGCUGUUUUUUUUUUGUGAUUUUGUUGUUGUUUUCUGUAUUUGUUCACGAUCAUGGCAGGAAUUGAUCUUUGUAUUUUGUGGUUCCUCUUUUGACAUUUUUCUAAUGAGAUUUUGCUCACUAGUUUAUUGAUA